GCAGUAGCGAGAGAGCUCGGGAGAGCUGUGGGCGCUGAGCCGCUGCAGGUGACUCCCACGAGGAUUACAGAAAGAAAUUAUAAGCUGAGACCUCAGGCAAAGAUCAACAGUAAACUUCUGGAAAGUGAGAAUGGCUGUGGCCCUGGGCUGUGCAAUCCAGGCGUCCUUGAAUCAGGGCUCUGUGCUUCAGGAGUACGACACUGACUGUGAGGUCUUCCGGCAACGCUUCAGGCAGUUCCAGUAUAGAGAAGCAGCCGGGCCUCACGAAGCUUUCAACAAACUCUGGGAGCUUUGCUGUCAAUGGCUAAAGCCAAAAAUGCGUUCUAAGGAACAAAUCCUGGAAUUGCUUGUGUUGGAGCAGUUUCUAACUAUUUUGCCUACGGAGAUAGAGACCUGGGUGAGGGAGCACUGCCCCGAGAAUAGAGAAAGAGUUGUGUCACUAAUAGAAGAGUUACAGAGAGAACUUGAUGUACCAGAGCCACAGGUGGACAUGCAGGACAUGCUUUUGGAAGAACUGACACCAGUGGGAAUGGAACCUAUGCCGCCAAAUGUGCACCUAGAAUCGCCUGAGCUCCAGGUCAUGGCACCUGUCCAGGAGGCCUCAGUGACAGAGCCCUGGAUCACACAGGCAGGACCUCAAGAGCUGAACUAUGGUGCUGCUGAAGAAUGCCAGCCCUUUCUGGACCCUGAAUAUCCAUUACCAAAGCUUGAUGUGAACUUCCCAUUGGAGCAAAGAGAAGAACCAUGGGUUAAGGAACUAGAGGAUUCCAAAGAAAUGAAGCAAUUGCUUGAUUCUAAGAUAGGUUUUGAGAUUGGGUUAGAAAACGAAGAAGAUACUUCAAAACAGAAAAAACUGGAGAAUAUGUAUCCAUUUAUUGUAACAUUAGAUGGGAAUGCUCUCCAGGGUCCCAUUUUGGAAAAAGAAUAUGAGCAGUUAGAAAAUCAGUGGGAGCCCCCUCCAGAGGACUUACAGCCAGAUUUAACCAAACUUGUAGAUACUCAGAGCCCGACUACAGGAGAGGCAGCUGAGAGCUCCAACUUGGAAGAACCUCUCAACCCUAAAUCACCUAAGAAAAAGACCCCAGGAGAGAAACCUCACCAAUGCCCGCAGUGUGAAAAAUGUUUUGCUCGGAAGUCACAGCUUACUGGGCAUCAGAGAAUUCAUUCGGGAGAGGAACCUCACAAAUGCCCUGAAUGUGGGAAAAGAUUCCUUCGUAGUUCAGACCUUUAUCGACACCAACGGCUUCACACAGGGGAAAGACCCUAUGAGUGUACUGUGUGUAAGAAGCGCUUUACUCGGCGCUCACAUCUUAUUGGGCACCAGAGAACCCAUUCUGAAGAAGAAACGUACAAAUGCCUUGAGUGCGGGAAAACUUUUUGUCAUGGAUCAAGUCUUAAAAGACAUCUAAAAACCCACACAGGUGAAAAACCGCAUAGAUGCCCUAAUUGUGGGAAAAGUUUUAGUCGACUGGCAGCACUUACUCUGCACCAGCAAACACACACUGAAGAAAGACCUUUCAAAUGUAGUUACUGUGGGAAAAGCUUUAGACAGCGACCGAGCCUUGUCAUCCAUCUAAGAAUUCAUACUGGAGAGAAGCCAUAUAAGUGUAGUCAUUGUUCAAAAAGCUUCAGGCAGCGAGCAGGCCUUAUUAUGCACCAAGUCACUCACUUUAAAGGACUUCUUUAAGAAUUGAUAAGGGAAACAGAUGCUACAGAUGUUAACACUAACUCAAAA
Molecule: messenger RNA, 1735 nt
Organism: Ochotona curzoniae (black-lipped pika)
Lineage: Eukaryota; Metazoa; Chordata; Mammalia; Lagomorpha; Ochotonidae
Gene: ZNF449
Product: zinc finger protein 449
Exons: 5
Coding region: 131-1687 (518 amino acids)
Biological process (GO): regulation of transcription by RNA polymerase II
Molecular function (GO): RNA polymerase II cis-regulatory region sequence-specific DNA binding; DNA-binding transcription factor activity, RNA polymerase II-specific
Source: RefSeq, a predicted model, not a curated record